AUGAAAUUCAUAUGCUGUAUUCGUGGAGAAGAGCUUGUAAGUUGUUACUGUACAAAACCGCAUCAAACUGUACAGAACCGCAUCAAACUGUACAAAACCACGCCAAACUGUACAGAACCACGCCAAACUGUACAGAACCACACCAAUCUGUACAGAACCACACCAAUCUGUACAGAACCACACCAAACUGUACAGAACCAUACCAAACUGUACAGAACCGCAUCAAACUGGACAGAACCGCAACAAACUGUACAAAACCACGCCAAACUGUACAGAGCCACGCCAAACUGUACAGAACCACACCAAUAUGUACAGAACCGCAACAAACUGGACAGAACCACAACAAACUGUAGAAAACCACGCCAAACUGUGCAGAACCGCAACAAACUGUACAGAACCACGCCAAACUGUACAGAACCACUCCAAUAUGUACAGAACCGCAACAAACUGUACAGAACCACACCAAACUGUACAAAACCACACCAAACUGUAGAGAAUCACGCCAAACUGUACAGAACCACGCCAAACUGUACGGAACCACACCAAUAUGUACAGAACCACGCCAAACUGUACAGAACCACUCCAAUAUGUACAGAACCGCAACAAACUGUACAGAACCGCACCAAACUGUACAAAACCACGCCAAACUGUACAGAACUGCAACAAACUGUACAGAACCACGCCAAACUGUACAAAACGACACCAAACUGUAGAGAACCACGCCAAACUGUAAAGAACCACGCCAAACUGUACAGAACCACACCAAUAUGUACAGAACCGCAACAAACUGUACAGAACCACGCCAAACUGUACACAACCACACCAAACUGUAGAGAACCACACCAAACUGUACAGAACCACACCAAUCUGUACAGAACCACACCAAUCUGUACAGAACCACACCAAUCUGUACAGAACCACGCCAAACAGUACAGAACCAUACCAAACUGUACAGAACCGCAUCAAACUGUACAAAAACACGCCAAACUGUACAGAACCACGCCAAACUGUACAGAACCGCAUCAAACUGUACAAAACCACGCCAAACUGUACAGAACCACGCCAAACUGUACAGAACCACACCAGUAUGUACAGAACCACGCCAAACUGUACAGAACCACAACAAACUGUAGAAAACCACGCCAAACUGUACAGAACCGCAACAAACUGUACAGAACAGCACCAAUCUAG
This is a messenger RNA of Mizuhopecten yessoensis (Yesso scallop), 1191 nucleotides long. Its product is annotated as probable maltase-glucoamylase 2. Bases 1 to 1191 code for a protein of 396 amino acids. NCBI's taxonomy places the organism in Eukaryota, Metazoa, Mollusca, Bivalvia, Pectinida, Pectinidae. The transcript has a single exon. The record is from RefSeq and is a predicted model, not a curated record.